AUGUUUACUCAUGGCUCAAUUCCUCAGCUCAGUCCAACUGAUGUUAUCACAGGUCAUGGUGAGGCUGCAGUUUCACUGCAACAGACAUGGUAUCCUGAUCCACAGAAUCUACCAUUUGCACGUCACAUCAAAACUCAUGCCUUGGUCUCACUGAUGCAAAAGGGUCUGCAGUACCAUGAGCUAGAAUCUUCCAUUGACAAGGAGGGAAACCCCGUUGAUCUAACUCCCUCUGAUUAUUUCUUCGGCCCGGAACCCCUUGAACUCUUGAAAAGCCGAGAUUUUGGCACGGACCAUCCUACAAAGGAUGAACCCUCCGACCUUGUGACAAAUGGUCAUCCACCUAAUCCCAUGACCGGGGAUGCAAUGUAUGUUGAUGCCGAUGCUGAGACAGAUGCCGAUGUAGAAGCAGAAGCAGAAGCAGAAGCAGAAGAAACAGCUGCAGACUCCAAGACAGAUGCAGAACAUGAGAGCAAAGCUUCUCCCAAAGUUGAUGGAGAUGGAGACGUGAGUAUGGCUACUACUACACUCAACAGUGGCCAAAGUAUCGGGGUUCAGAUCUCCCCCGCUAAGGCUGCCGAUUUGUCCCCCAACACCGCCCGCUUGGAUCUGAUGGAUCACGUGAUGUUCACUGCCUGGAAACCCCGAGACCCGACUAUCUUGCUGUCAGCCGGCGAGACCUUUUGCAGUCUGUGGAAACUGUCAUCUUCAGAGCCAGUGCAAAACAAGUUCCUUGAUUUGAAGAACACUGGAGCGUAUGUAUCCGCUGUGGCGUGGGAUGGUAUUGGCGCCAAUUUGGCCAUUGCAACCAUGCGAGACUCGAAAGGAACUAUCACCUUCUACAACGACCAGGGUAAUGCUGUCGAUCUGCUGCCGGAUCUUCCCCGUAUGAUUAGCGGCCUUCAUUGGGCGCUGCAGAGCCCGCAGCUGAUCAUUGUGGCAUCGGAUGAGCGAACGUCCGAACUGGCCCUCUGGGACAACACUGAACGGCCGGACGCAUACCCUAACCCGCUGAUUAUUGACAACAAUGUGUUCGACUUGGGAUGGGCCGGAAAAUCCGAAGCCUUCGCCUGUGGAACGGGAACAGUCUACCAAUGCGAGGUAGACCAGACUAUUCGUCUGAUCAACAAAUUCACAUCCGCAAACCCAGACACUAUCUGGUCUUACAUCCGCUGUGCAGAGACCAAUAAUGGAAAUGUAGCUGUGACAGCUAGCUCCACCACCAGCACGAUUUGGAUUCCUACACAUGACAUUCUCAUCGAAACAAACCAGGAUGUGCUCACGGCGAUCGACAUCCAGCCUCAAUCGCCUGCACAGCGACGAGCCUGGUCUAUUACUGGAAAGCCUUUGAUCACCAUCGCCUCGUACUCCGUCGACGGUACAGUCGGCGUGUGGGAAGUUGACUUGGUCUUGAAGCAGUACAAGCGGGUUCAUCGCCUGAAACUGGGCGUCCCCGUCCUCGCUGGCGGCUUCUCUUCGGAUGGAUACGCUCUGGGUGCAGUCAGUCAAGACCGUCUCGCCCUUUGGAAUGUUGAACGUGGUGGUGAGCCGGUGGCUACUUGGAGUGCAGCCGGCUCGAAAGAGGUGAAGGAAGAGCCCGACCAUUUUAUGAAUGGCCAAAAUGGGGGCUUGACAUCGCAGGAUGUCACUCUUUCCUGGGAUCACGAUGGAAAGAAGCUUGCCUACGGGUUUAGAAAUCAGGUGACUUGGAAAUAUUCCAUGAAGUCUUCGUCUAUACUAAUGUCCCGUUUCUAG
Molecule: messenger RNA, 1752 nt
Organism: Penicillium taxi
Lineage: Eukaryota; Fungi; Ascomycota; Eurotiomycetes; Eurotiales; Aspergillaceae
Exons: 2
Coding region: 1-1752 (583 amino acids)
Biological process (GO): regulation of transcription by RNA polymerase II
Cellular component (GO): Set3 complex
Molecular function (GO): protein binding; transcription corepressor activity
Source: RefSeq, a predicted model, not a curated record